UCUUUACAAUUUUUGUUUACAAAUAGAAGUAGUUGUAAUUUAAAAUAAUUUUAAAUAAUUACUAAGAGUUAAUAAUGUCUGAUGUGGAAGUCGAAGUGCCAACAUCGUUCAAGAAACGAAAUCUCAAAAACCGAGGUGGAAGAAAACGUAAAACAUCUAGUUCUGAAGAAAAAAAUAGUUCCGACUCCGAUGAGCCAGCCGUUGUUCUGCCGACAAAGAGACCUCAAAAAGCGAAUCCUAACAUACAGAGUACAGGAGGAGAGAAAAAACAAAGAGUUGAAAUUAACGAUAACAGCAGUGAUGAUGAAGAACCUAAAGUUCCAACUACAACGCUAUCAGUACAGCAGCAACGUGAAAAUGCAACGGCUACAUACGAACUAGACACAGAGAAGGAUAAAGACGCUCAGGCCAUAUUUGAAAAGGCACAAAAAAUCAAUGCCGAGCUAGAGGGACAAGCUGACGACAAGGUCUACAGAGGUAUAAAUAAUUAUGCCCAAUAUUAUAAGAAGCAGGACACGGCCGCCGGUAAUGCUAGUUCUGGUUUUGUGAGAAAAGGUCCCAUCAGAGCUCCGGCAAACUUAAGAUCAACUGUACGAUGGGACUAUCAGCCAGAUAUAUGUAAAGAUUACAAGGAGACGGGAUUCUGUGGAUUUGGAGAUUCCUGUAAGUUCCUGCACGACAGAUCAGAUUAUAAGCACGGUUGGCAGUUAGAAAUGGAGGGUACACAGGAAAAAGGGGGGGAUUCAGACUACGAGAUCCACAGUGACGAUGAGCUGCCCUUCAAAUGCUUUAUAUGUAGGGGGAGUUUUAAAGACCCUGUUGUCACCAGGUGUAAACACUAUUUCUGUGAGAAAUGCGCGUUAGAGAACUACAAAAAAAGUACAAGAUGUUUCAUCUGUAACGCUCAAACAAGCGGAGUGUUCAACCCCGCUAAGGAACUGGAGGCGAAGAUGAAGGCACGGGGUGAUAGUGGUGAUGAUGAUGAUAGUGAUGAUGAUUGAUGAUUAAAUUUUUUUAUGAAA
Molecule: messenger RNA, 1022 nt
Organism: Melitaea cinxia (Glanville fritillary)
Lineage: Eukaryota; Metazoa; Arthropoda; Insecta; Lepidoptera; Nymphalidae
Gene: mdlc
Product: E3 ubiquitin-protein ligase RNF113A
Exons: 7
Coding region: 75-1001 (308 amino acids)
Biological process (GO): snoRNA splicing
Cellular component (GO): U2-type spliceosomal complex
Molecular function (GO): metal ion binding
Source: RefSeq, a predicted model, not a curated record